This is a messenger RNA of Trichomycterus rosablanca, 10571 nucleotides long. RefSeq names its product pecanex-like protein 3. The coding region runs from base 116 to 6847 and encodes 2243 amino acids. The record is from RefSeq and is a predicted model, not a curated record. The transcript has 34 exons. Gene Ontology annotation, cellular component: membrane. Lineage: Eukaryota; Metazoa; Chordata; Actinopteri; Siluriformes; Trichomycteridae.
UGAAUGUCCAGCAAUGGUCCCCAAUGGAAGUGCUACUGCAUAGACUUUGAGAAGAGGGAGUUAAGCUACACGGAAGUAGCACUGGGCUUGUGUCGUCACAUCAAAUUGGUGAAAGAUGGGCUCUCAAGCACUACAGAUUUUACGUCAAGGGGUGUGGGCCUCACUAACUGGUGGCUGGUAUGUCGACCCCCAUCAGAGCACCUUUUCCAACUGCUUCCAUCUCUACCUCUGGAUACUCUUACUGGCCCUCCCCUUUCUUCUGUACAUGGCACUGCCACCCAGCAUCAUAAUAGCCGGGGCUUACUGUGCUGUGGUUGCCGUUUUCUUUAUCGCCAUAAAGGUGGUGAACUUUCGACUGCAUGCCAUGUUUGACCUGGGGGAGAUUGUGGAGAAGAGGCAGGCCUCGCUGACCACAGACCUCCAGAGAGUGGUGGAGGGGGACGAGGGCUCCGGGGCUCAUGAUAGCAGCCAGCACAGGGGAAGUGGGGUUGGAGUGGAGAUGACUGUGUUUAGAAAGGUGAACUCGACUCCUCCAGUGCGCUGCAGUUCUCAGCACUCCCUUUUUGGAUUGAACCAGGUGUCGGAAUUUCUGCCACAACUGGAAGACCCUGGAGGGUCUAAAGAUAUCAAAGCUCUGCUGCAGGAGCACAGCAGUGGGAUGAACUCAACUAGCAGAAGGGUUCUUCGACACAGCUCUCAGGAUGCAAUCAGAACAAGUGGUGUGGUUCAGUCCUGUCUGGCAGGGGAUUUCCCUGCUCUAAUGGGAGUAAGUGGAGUGUUGACAGGAGGUUUUGGGAGCCGGCAGCCGACAGACUGUCCCUCCAUUCCACCCUCCCCCUCUAGCCAGGAAGAUGGAGAAGAAAAAGAGCAGACACUGGUGGACAAUUUGACAGAGACACAGGUACAGCAGGGUCCUGAGAGGCCUGAUCUGGGUGGAUACUCUCCCCUUGGUCCUUCAGCUGAGUCUGAGAGCCUGGGGGAUGCCCCUCUUAGCCCUCUCAUAAAAAGCAGUUUGAGUGAGGAAUUAAGUGAGAAUUUGUUGGGCCUUGGCCUUGAUUCAGUGGUCUUUGGUGCAAGAGCAAAGCAGCCAGGCAGUCGCACCGGUUUGGCUCUGACUGCUGGUUCCACAGACAGUUGUGUGGUGACGGAUCGAGAGACUCUAAGCACAGUUAGUAGUUACCGCAGUGAGAAGACCGAUUCCACACAGCUAGAAAGCCCGUCUUCAGGCCAGCCACAUCACGCAGUCCCUGCACCCUGCUUUUCAGCCAUAGGUUUUUGUCAGCAGACAGAGGACCCCGCUUUUCUUGGAGGCAGUGACACAGAUGACAUCUCGGAUAGUGAGCUGCUAAGAUCGCCCACUAAAGAGCAUCAUCUUGGACUUGAUAGGACUUUAGUGGAGGGUGAAGAUGCACUCCCACAGCCCCCAUCCCGGCGAGACUCAUCCCCUUCUAGCAGCAGCGGUCUCUCAGAGGCCAGGGCCAUCCCCAUGCCCCCUGUCCCACCUCCACGCCAGGCUGGAUCUGUCCCCUCUGGUCUGGUGUGUUCAGAACCUGCUCUGGCAGUUUCCUCUACACCUUAUCUGCUGGCCGAUCCACCUACACUGCAGACCCAGCAGCAAGUUGUUAGACCCAAAGAUUUGAAGUUGUUGCGUGCAGGGGGCAGCAUGGCACAGCGGCCCGGGCGUAGGAAAGCACCACGUAAACGUGGCACUGCUGGCAGCAGCAGCUUUGACUGUGGGUCGUACCGACGCCGGCAUCACCACGGACGCAGCCAGCGAAGGGACUACGUGCCUGUGCGCAGCAGGCUGGGUGCCAAAGCCUACAGCGAAAGCCUGUUUGAGGACUCGAGUGACGAGGAUGAUGGCAGCGAUGCCAGUGCAGCCUCUAGCCUGGGCUCGCAGCGCCGCUUUAGCUCAGACGAUGAGGAUGACUCAAGCUCAUCUACCUCCUGCUACUCCCCUGACCCUGACAUUGCCUCGCAGCCCCCACCACUUCCUCAGCUGCCUUGCCCAAGCGAGGGAAAGGAGCCAGACAUAAUAGGCCCCUCUCACACCCGCAGUGCCCAGCGCUCAGCCAGCACAGCCAGUGCAAAGACUCAUGCCAGGGUGCUUAGUAUGGACGGUGCCGGUGGAGGUCACACCAGCACAGGAACUCUAGCUUCCACCAAUCUGCCUUUAGCAGCUUCCUCCACUCCCGCUCAACGGCCCCUCACUAUAUCAAAGUCGGACCUAGAGGCUCGCACUGGGCACUCUGAAGUCUUUCCUAGGGCCCACAGACUUGAACCUUUGGGGGGCUCGUGGACAGGAAAUCAGACUGGAUGGAGGGCAGGAGAACUGCUGGAGGAAGGAGCAGUGGGAGGAGCAUUGGCCGCUGAGGAGGGGAGUAAGCGAGACUCCGUAAGCAGUGUAAAAAGGACCCAAGCCAUCCGCAGAAGACACAAUGCUGGUAGUAACCCUACUCCACCGCCCUCCACCAUGGGUUCUCCACCCAGCCUCCAGGAUCUUCAGAGAGCCCGUGCCUCGUCCCAUUCCCGGGCACGCGCUCUUCCCACAGCCCUUCAGUUUGCCUCCUCUCUGUUGCUGCCUCGUAGCGGAGUGCAUGAGGCUUCUACGUUUGACGAUACCUCGGAGGGAGCCGUGCACUACUUUUACGACGAGAGCGGUAUAAAAAGAUCAUACACAUUUGGACCUUCAGGAGGAGGCUAUGAGGACCCAGUGCAGGAAAGAGAGAGGCAGUCACAGUCCUCCAGCUUUACCUCCACUGACGUGCAGGACGUAGCUCCUGCAUUGUCCAUACUACAGCCUAGACCUGUGGUCCUCCAGGGCAUGCAGGUGCGCAGAGUGCCUUUGGAAAUGCCUGAGUUUGACCUGGAUCACGAGUCCCUGCAGGAAUCUCAGGAGAACACACUAAUGAUUGAGGAGAAAGCCAAGCCGAAACAGUACUAUAAGUUCUGGGUGCUGCCGGGGACAUGGCUCAGAGUGCGCUAUGACCGAUUGGCGCUGCUUGCUUUACUCGAUAGAAAUCGACGAGUUGGAGAGAACAUAUUUGCAGUGGUGUUAGCGAGCCUGGUGGCGUUCCUCGGCUUUCAGCUCUUGCUGAAGGGCUUCUUCCGAGACAUUUGGGUCUUCCAGUUCUGCCUCGUCAUCGCCAGCUGCCAGUACGCCCUACUAAAGAGUGUGCAGCCUGAUGCAGCCUCUCCAAUGCAUGGUCAUAACUGGAUCAUUGUGUACAGCAGGCCGGUAUAUUUCUGCCUGUGCUGUGUGCUUAUCUGGGUUUUUGACCUAGCUGGCAAUUCAAGCAACCUGCAGCCCAUUUCCCUGUACGGAGUCACCUUCUUCUCUGCUCAUUUCCUCUGCUGUGCCAGAGACAUGCUGAUAGUUUUCAUCUUAUGUUUUCCGAUCAUCUUCCUCUUUGGGCUCCUACCUCAGGUCAACACCUUUCUCAUGUGUUUGCUGGAGCAGAUUGACAUGCACGUGUUGGGUGGAACUGCCACCACAAGUCCACUGUCCUCACUCUACAGCCUGUUCCGCAGUGUACUAGUAGCAGCUCUUGUUUAUGGAUUUUGCCUUGGUGCUAUCAAUGCACCUUGGGGGGAGGCUCAUGUUCCAGUGCUCUUCUCCGUGUUCUGUGGCCUGCUCCUUGCCUUGUCCUACCACUUGAGCAGGCAAAGCAGUGAUCCCACAGUCCUGUGGUCUUUAAUCCGAUCCAAACUCUUUCCGGAGCUGGAGAGCCGGAUCCCUGAGGAUCCGCCACUUGAAAUCAAGGACCCGCUGCCUGACAAACUGUGCAACUCGGUGAAGGAGAUUUUACAUUCAGACCUGGUCAUGUGUCCGCUCAUGGCCAUUAUCACUUUUGCCAUCAGUGCCAGUACUGUCUUCAUUGCUCUGCAGCCUGCUCUCAGUUUCGUCCUGUAUAUUCUGGCUGGGGUGGUGGGUUUCCUUACACACUACUUACUGCCUCAGUUCCGCAAGCAACUCCCCUGGUUCUGUCUGGCCCACCCAGUGCUACGCUCUCGCGAGUACAGCCAAUUUGAGGUCCGGGAUGCUGCUCAGCUGAUGUGGUUUGAGAAGCUGUAUGCUUGGCUUCAGUGUGUGGAGAAAUACUUUAUCUACCCUGCUGUGGUGCUCAAUUCCCUGACAACUGAGGCUCACACUAUCAGCCAGAACCUGAACAAGCCGGGAAAUUAUGGUCGAGCUCUGUUUAUCUCGGUGGCCGGAAUAAAGCUGCUACGCUCGUCCUUCUGCACCCCCUCCCAGCAGUACGUCACUCUCUGCUUCACCGUCCUCUUCUUCCAGUUCGACUACCCACGCUUUUCUGAGACCUUCUUGCUUGAUUACUACUUUUUGUCCAUCCUCUUCAGCAAGUUGUGGGAUCUACUGUAUAAGCUGCGAUUUGUGCUGACCUACAUUGCUCCAUGGCAAAUAACCUGGGGCUCUGCUUUCCAUGCUUUUGCCCAGCCAUUUGCUGUGCCUCAUUCGGCCAUGUUGUUUGUGCAGGCCCUAUUCUCUGCCCUCUUUUCCACUCCGCUCAACCCUGUGCUCGGUAGUGCUGUAUUUGUUACCUCCUACACCCGCCCUGUCAAGUUCUGGGAACGAGACUAUAACACCAAAAGAGUGGAUCAUUCUAAUACACGUCUGGCCACUCAGCUUGACCGCAACCCUGGCGCUGAUGAUAACAACCUGAACUCCAUCUUUUAUGAGCACUUGACGCGCUCACUGCAACACUCAUUGUGUGGAGACUUGCUGCUCGGCCGCUGGGGUACCUACAGCACGGGAGACUGCUUCAUCCUGGCCUCAGACUACCUCAAUGCCCUAGUACACCUAAUUGAAAUUGGCAACGGCCUAGUCACCUUUCAGCUCAGAGGCCUGGAGUUCCGGGGUACGUACUGUCAGCAGCGGGAAGUGGAAGCUAUCACUGAGGGAGUGGAAGAAGACGAGGGCUGCUGCUGUUGUGAGCCAGGCCACUUGCCCCACAUGCUGUCUUUCAAUGCAGCUUUCGGCCAGCGCUGGCUAGCCUGGGAGGUUGCAGCCACCAAGUACGUCCUGGAAGGCUAUAGCAUCAGUGAUAACAAUGCUGCCUCCAUGCUGCAGGUGUUCGACCUCCGCAAGAUUCUCAUCACCUAUUAUGUUAAGAGUAUCAUCUACUAUGUGAGUCGCUCACCCAAACUGGAGGAGUGGCUGGCCAAUGAGACAGUGUUAGAAGCAUUAAGGCCCUGCCUCAGUGCCACCUAUGUAGACAGCGACCCCACCUUUAACUUGAACAUUGAUGAAGACUAUGAUCACCGAGCUUCUGGCAUCACCCUUUCUGCUUUUUGCUUGGUUUACCUGGACUGGAUACAGUAUUGCAACAGUCGCCGACAGAAGCCUGUGGAUAGUGAGAAAGAUUCCCCUUUGGUCACACUCUGCUUUGGACUCUGCAUUCUGGGUCGCAGGGCUCUGGGCACAGCAUCCCACAGCAUGUCUGCUAGCCUGGAGCCAUUUCUUUAUGGCCUGCAUGCUCUGUUCAAAGGUGAUUUUCGGAUCACCUCACCAAGGGAUGAGUGGGUGUUUGCUGAUAUGGACCUUUUGAAUCGCGUGGUGGCGCCUGGUGUGCGCAUGUCUCUCAAACUGCACCAGGACCACUUCACCUCUCCGGAUGAGUUUGAGGAUCCUGUCGUGCUAUAUGAUGCCAUCACAGCUAACGACGAGAAGAUGCUCAUCUCUCAUGAAGGAGAUCCAGUGUGGCGCAGUGCUAUUCUGGCUAACAUGCCCUCAUUACUGGCUCUGCGCCAUGUCAUGGAUGACGGCAGCGACGAGUACAAGAUCAUCAUGCUGAACAAGCGUUUCCUCAGCUUCCGGGUCAUCAAGGUGAACAGAGAGUGUGUGCGUGGGCUAUGGGCCGGACAGCAGCAGGAGCUGGUCUUUCUGCGGAACCGAAACCCUGAGCGAGGCAGCAUCCAAAACGCCAAGCAAGCACUGCGCAACAUGAUCAACUCAUCCUGUGAUCAGCCUAUCGGAUACCCAAUCUAUGUCUCCCCCCUCACCACCUCGUAUGCAGGUGGCCACGGCCAGCUCCGUUCUGUGUGGGGAGGCCCUGUGAGCCCCCACAAUAUCUACACCUGGUUCAUUAGCAGCUGGGACAGGCUCCAGAAGGGCUGUGGUGCAGGCUGCAACAGUGGUGGAAAUAUUGAAGACUCGGACUGUGGUGGUGGUUCUUCCUCUAUCAGUAACAACCCCACAGUUCACCCUCCCCAAAGCACAGCACCCACAGUGUCCCAGUCCCACAUCCCCACUGUGCAGCCAUCAAUGGGAACAGACAACCCUGCAGGACCAAGCUGGCCAGUCCACUCCCAGCCCCUCCCCCUGACACUACUCAGCCAAUCAGAGGGCAGGAUGGAUGCAGGCCUAGUCAGCUCUCUUCAGCGUACAUCUUCCAUACAGGGUCUGCUGGGUCAGCACCUGUCCAGCUCACAGCUGUCUUUUAGCGGAUCAGUAGCCAUGCCACUGGCUGAGCGCUUCUGUCCCGGUAGCCUGCAGGACAGCACCAGCCACAGGGCCUCACUGAGGGGUAUAAGCAUUGGGCUCGGCCAGGGCGGCGGCUUGCACUAUGACGCUAUUUACAGUAAGUGGAGUCUGUCGGGCAGAAAAGGUUUUAAUGGGCCAGCGGCAGUGGAGGGGGAUGCAGGGCAUCCUCACAGUAUCCGGACUCAGCCUUUUCAGCCUUCACCACCUGCACCACCCCCUGAGGUCAGCCCAACACUAGAUCAAGUGGGUGCUCCUGUGCCGACUGAGACUACGCCUCUUACAUCAGAUCCUCCCAGUUUGCAGGAGGAGGCCACCGAACUGCCUUUACUUGAGCAUCUUCGCUGAGACUACAUAGACGAUCCUGUACAUUUAGGCCAAGUAAAUCUGGGAUCUGGAGCUGGUCUCCAGCUAAGCCCACCGAGUUCAGUCCAGCUAACGAAGAGUUAAAAGCUUGCCUUUAUGUCAAGUCAAGCUGACUCCAUCAACUUGUUGCAUUUUUUCUGCGCUUAACUGCUUCGCAGGAAUGGGUAUUAUUUUGCUCAGUAUGCGAGCACAGUCAAAGGGUACUGCAUGGCACAAAUGCAUUCAGGUUACAAGUUAUAAACCAAGUCUUGAACUUGUGUUAUGGAACCUUUUGAAUAGGGAUCCAGUCACAUUUUGGCUUUGCAUGCCAAAAAACUCCAAGCCAGUACAAUCUGAAGAAAUUGUUGAUGAAACGGUGGGUCUGUUGGGAUCCUCAAGUUUGAAUCCUUCACUUCAAUCACGUUAAGAAAGGAAGGUCUGUGUGAUACAACGAUUAGAGCCUUUAUCUGCACAUCGUAUAGAAGAACCUACUGUUUAGCAGGAUUCUUUUCACCCACUGUUCCUGCCACAGGACUACCGUUUAUGUACAGCAGAAUUUGAUUUGCCAUUUAAGCACCAAAGAACUUGAGCUUUCAUCCCCUUUACAUUCCUAAAAGCUAUCUGAACGAUAACAUCUCUUAUGGUUCAUUUCAGUGCCCUUAGGGAAUUUGUAUGUCACAAUUUCGGUCGAUGUUGGUUAAUCGUGACGGCUACGUCAGACAGCUUCAGGGAUAAAACACAAGAACACAGUUAUUCUGACAGGUUUCUAUGAAGUUUGGUGCUCCUCUUGUAUAAUUUACAAUUCACCAGGAGAAGCAAAAUGGUCAUCAAGAAUCUAUCUGAGGGACAAAUUAUAACAUUCAAAAAGGUGCCUUCAGUGGCCCUCCAUAUCUUCAUAUCAAAAUCUGCACAGUUUAGCCAUUUUUCCUAUCCAGGACUUCUCUCUACAGAGUGCACUCUGGGUGUGCUGGAGUAGAAAAAAUAUAUGCAGUGCUGGCUCUCCUCUGAUUGGACCUUUUGCCUUUUUUUUUUGUCUUUUCUUGUGGUCGAUCACCAAGCAUCGGCCGUACAGCUUCUCCUACUGUGAUACUACUGCUACUGCACCAUCUCCUCUACUACUAAUGGAUCUAACUAAACUACUGCUCCUUUUAACCUCCAGCGUUUUAGUUGGAGCUUAGUUGAACCUGGGGGGAGGGUGAAUGAAAUAUAAAACAAAUACAUAUUUAUUUGAAUGCUGACCUUGUUUGGAGUUGGAGGAUUUGGCGGUUUUUGGUUUUUGUCACAUGCCAAUGAUAACUGGAAAGUGAUUCUACUCUUGAUUGAGCAGUAGCCUCUGCUUCACCCAGUCUUUUCAGGACCGUUCAGACAGCCUUUCUAUGCUUUUCACUCUUUUUGCCUAUUAUUUAAAUUGGCUUAUGCCUCACAAAUUAAACAAGUAAAGCAGUGAGUGCAUUUACAUGCAUCUUAUUAAUUUAUAAAAUGCUAAAUGAAACUAGAGAAACUGCAUAGACAGCAUAAAGACCCCUUUCAAAAACAGAGUACUCCCUUGCCACUUUAUUUUAAAAGACACUAUCACUUAGUUGAACAUUUUAAUUGAUAGCUUGUAGAACUGAUAGAACUGUCAGCAGCUAGACUUUGACAACUCUCUCACUUCUGUUAACUAAUAACAUUUAUGAUUAAACUAUUAUGAUUUUGCACAUGUAACUGCACUCAUUGACUGCUAAUAAGAACAGAUGUCUGACUUUUCUCUGAAGAUCACAGCUCAAGGUCCUGGGGCACAAAUACCUGCUGGUUGUGAUGGAGCAAACAUGCCCUAUAGGAAAUUUGCAUUUUGUCUUGUUUGUUCUGUAAUUUGUUACAUGGUGUAUGGUUUGUGAUUGGCCAAAGCUGUACUCUAAAAAUUGGAUAAUAGAUGGUGGAGGUGGAUUCCUGCAUGGUCAGGCUUUGUGAACUGUGCUUUAAAGUUGAAGGGUCAUGGCUAUUGAAAAAAACAUAAAAGGGUUUGCAGAUUGGUAUUGUUCUGAAAGAGCAUGAUCAUUCCGACUGCUGGUUUCCAUGGAACGUAUUUACUUAUGUGGUGAUGGGUUGCAGUGCUUUAUUUAUGAUGAUUUUGGCCUGGCUUUAGUUUCAUCGUCUUUUCUGUUUGUAGGAGCCCUCUUAAAACCUUCAACUACAAUGCAAAAUCAAACAAAACCCAAAAUCUAUAUGCAGUACCAUUAUCCAGUUUGGUAUGUGUUCAUCCCCUCUUACACAUUUAUAGCUUGUUUUUCUCUCAAAUGAUAUUUGCUAAUCAGAUCUAGAACUCUAUGCAUGGCAAUAGGCAGACAGUACUGCAGCUGUACCUCAAAUGGCUUAUUUUGCAUACUUUUCAUAUGCGUUUAUAUAAAUGCAAACUGUUUAAUGUAUAAAAUCACAAACAAAAUUUAGUUUGCAGCCUGCUUGUUGUAGUGGAAGGUGAUACACCUGUUGUGGUCACUCAAUUUAAAUCAUUACUGAUGGCCCUGUUUAUGUUUGAUCAGCAUUUAACUUCAGUGAACAUUUAGCUGAUGUGUUGAUUGAAUUUAUGCAUUCUCUAAUCUGUGUAGUGGAUGUUUUUCUUUAUUCCUGGUUUGGUAUAUGGCUUUAGAAAGCAACAGAUUCUUUGAAGGCUAACCAGCCUAAGGCACUGAACAAUAAACGGUCACUUCUGUUUAGUGCAAAAUGCUCAAGUAUGUUAAGUCUUUGUGCUAAGUAAUAUAUGCAAAAUAGCAAUGUAUAGUGAGGCUGUUACGGCAACCCAAUACAGCAAAACCUAAAUUUAUGAUAAGGUAUUUAUUUGGUCUGUUUUGAAUUUUUGUUUUGUUGUUGGUAAGAUGUGCAACACAUUGACCUUUAUAUGGUUACGGUAGCUAUCAAAUGAUUGCUGCCCUGCUUGUUAACAGUAGCCAAUCAGAGCUGGAGAAUGUUGGUCAAAAAUAUGUCCUUUAGCGACAUUGUGGUCACAUGGGCUUUAAAAGCUCAAAAAUAUGACGGCCAUAGUGCAUAGUACGCCGUUUGAGAUGCAGCUAAUGUUUCAUGCUUUGUGGUCAGACAUUCAUUCCUUCUGUGUUAAACGCAUUGCUUCACACACUGUUUGCUUUGUCUUGCUCUGCUCAGGUUUUAAACGCCACUUUUAUAGAAAAUCUUUAUGUUGCUAAGCCAAUUUUGUUUUGCUUGUAAUGUCUGUGUCAAUGCAGUGAUCAUUUGUCAAUCUUAGUAUAAUCUCCAAAGCUACAUGGCAUUUAAAGACGAGGCAAGCACAGGUUACUGAACAGUCUCGGGUGUCGCUAAUAAAAGGGACUGAAUGGAUUUCUGCCGUUUAUCAGCGGUAUGUUUUGUAUAUAAAUAUAUAUUUGAAAGUAUAUACAUCUAUUUUAUUAUUGGAUUCCUGGUUAUUUUUCAAUAACACUAUGCUGAGUCUUAGGGGAGCUGUGUUACUGUUCCCCCUUUAUGCAGAGAGGUAAAAAAAAGUGCUCUCUGAUCUCAUGCAGUUUUGGAAAGGAGAGCGAUUAAAUACUACUUUUGCACAAGUAUUGUAAAAUAGUACACAUCCCUUUUUUUUUUUAAAUCACAUUUUAGUUCUGUAUGGGGUAUUGUUUUAUUUAAAGGUUGUUCAUUAUUCAAAGAUAUGUACAGUUUUUUGGAUUUUUUUGUGAAUUAUUUUUAUUUUUUUUCCCUUCUAUUUAAAUUAAAGCUUUUUCGGUCAUCA